Messenger RNA from Trichosurus vulpecula (common brushtail), 1713 nucleotides. It is a transcript of the gene RNF182, whose product is annotated as ring finger protein 182. The coding region runs from base 287 to 1030 and encodes 247 amino acids. The record is from RefSeq and is a predicted model, not a curated record. The transcript has 2 exons. Lineage: Eukaryota; Metazoa; Chordata; Mammalia; Diprotodontia; Phalangeridae.
CUAAAUUUUCGGGCAUGCCAUUGAAGCUGUGGCCAAACAAGGCCCUUGGUCAUUCACUGCUGGAAGGAGCGCCCUCAGAGACCCUUCUCCAUGGAGUGUUUCAAAACAACAAAAAUUUUCACGUUGCCUUUUUCCACAUAAAUCUGGGCAACAAAGUCACUUGCAGAAGCUGAGAAUGAAUGCGUGAAUCCUGCUUGAUUUGAAUGGUAUGAUGCUUUUAGGGAUCGCCUAGAUAUCCCUUAGAAAAACCCUGCUGGUAGAGGAGGCCACGGAAGAUAGCCCAAAGAUGACCAGCCAGCUUCCAGAGGACACUGCUGAAUCCCCCGUCUCCGACGAGCUUGAGUGUAAGAUCUGCUACAACCGUUACAACCUCAGGCAGAGGAAACCCAAGGUACUGGAGUGCUGCCACCGCGUCUGUGCCAAAUGCCUUUACAAGAUCAUCGACUUUGGAGACUCCCCUCAGGGCGUCAUCGUGUGUCCUUUCUGUAGGUUUGAGACCUGCCUGCCCGAUGACGAGGUUAACAGCCUCCCCGAUGACAACAACAUCCUUGUGAACUUGACUUGUGGAGGAAAGGGGAAGAAAUGCCUGCCGGACAAUCCCACGGAGCUGCUGCUGACCCCCAAAAGGCUGGCCUCCCUGGUCAGUCCUUCCCACACUUCCUCCAACUGCCUGGUGAUCACCAUCAUGGAAGUACAAAGAGAGAGCCCUCAGUCUCUGAGCUCGACCCCCGUGGUGGAGUUUUACAGGCCCGCCAGCUUUGACUCUGUCGCUACCGUGUCCCACAACUGGACAGUGUGGAACUGUACCUCUCUGCUCUUCCAGACGUCAAUCCGAGUGUUAGUUUGGUUGCUAGGGUUGCUAUAUUUCAGUUCCUUGCCCUUGGGGAUCUACUUACUGGUCUCUAAGAAAGUCACCCUUGGGGUCGUCUUUGUCAGCCUUGUCCCUUCCAGCCUUGUUAUUCUUAUGGUGUAUGGUUUUUGCCAGUGUGUAUGCCAUGAAUUUUUAGACUGUAUGUCAUCACCUUCAUGAUAGAUGCUACAAAGAUAAGAAAUUUAAUAUGCUUUGCCAUGUUUGUAGCUUAGUUCAUUUAGGUGUUUUUAGUCUUCUAAUUUAUGGUUUGUGAAUCUAACAUUAACAGAUAUGUGAAUUACAUUUUCAUGGUCUAUUUUCCUCAUCAAUCUGUAUCCUUUGGUUUAUUUAUUAUUUUUUCUUAAUACUGAUAGUAAAAUUUGAUACUUCAACUUGGGGGUUAGGCUUUAGGAAAGAAACCGAAGUGCCCAAGUUAAGCCUUCUUGGAGCUCAAAGGGAACAGUGUCUCCGCAGAGAAAGAACAGAGCGUCUAAGGCAAUGUUGUCACAGACACCCUAAUGUGAGUACAAUACACCUACGUUGUGUAGUAGCAGCAGAGCUUUUUGCCAUAAGUUAAUGACGAACUGGCUUCUCUUUGCAUAAUCAUCACUGUCACGUUCACGGAAGGAGGGCAUAAGUUUCUUCAUGUCAAACACUUUUGAAGUGUGCAUUCACCUUGGACAUUUCUGUUGCUACCUUCCCUCAAUUCAUCCACCCCGCUUUUCUUUCUUUUCUCUUAAUAUCACCUUCUGUCAUUUAAUAUGUAAUUCAAGACAUCUCUCUCCUCUGUACACCCUUCCUGAUCCUAAAGCCCCCCAGACCAAGGGUGCGGAGCCUGCAGCCUUGAGGCCACUUGUGGCCCU